UGCGGGGGGACAGGAUGCGGUGCUGCCGCCUCUGCACGUUCGACGCCGCCCGAGGGCCCCGGCGGCUAAUGCGUGUGGGCCUCGCGCUGAUCCUGGUAGGCCACGUGAAUCUGCUGCUGGGGGCCGUGCUGCACGGCACCGUCCUGCGGCACGUGGCCAAUCCCCGCGGAGCCAUCACGCCCGAGUACACCACCGCCAAUGUCAUCUCCGUGGUCUCGGGGCUGCUGAGUGUUUCCGUGGGACUUGUGGCCCUCUUGGUAUCCAAGAACCUCCUGCGCCCGACACUGCACUGGGCCCUGCUGGCACUCGCGCUGGUGAACCUGCUCCUGUCGGCCGCCUGCUCCCUGGGCCUCCUCCUUGCCGUGUCGCUCACCGUGGCCAACGGUGGCCGCCGUCUUAUGGCUGACUGCUACCCGGUACCACCCGAUGAGGGGCCUGGACACACUGACUGCCCCUUUGACCCCACGAGAAUCUAUGAAACAGCCCUGGCCCUCUGGGUCCCUUCUCUGCUCAUGUCCGCCGCGGAGGCCGCCCUGUCCGGCAGCUGCUGCGUGGCUGCACUCACCCUCCGAGGAGUUGGGCCCUGCAGGAAGGAAGGGCUUCAGGGGCAGCUGGAGGAACUGACAGAGUUUGAACCUCCUAAACGUAAAAGGCACGAAAACGUACAGCUGCUGGGUCAAAGUCAGGAAAUCCAGGCACCGCAGAAAAGCUGGGCUUAGGACAGGCGCUGCUCCACGGCUCAGUCCCUGCACAAGGGUUUCCCUCUGAGCAAGGGGCCCUGAACCAGGAUGAUGCGAACCAUAGUAAUAAAAGAACUUCUCUUCUCUUC
Lepus europaeus (European hare) is the source of this 829-nucleotide messenger RNA. RefSeq names its product keratinocyte associated protein 3 (gene KRTCAP3). The record is from RefSeq and is a predicted model, not a curated record. Bases 15 to 719 code for a protein of 234 amino acids. The transcript has 7 exons. Lineage: Eukaryota; Metazoa; Chordata; Mammalia; Lagomorpha; Leporidae.